Molecule: messenger RNA, 2014 nt
Organism: Rubroshorea leprosula
Lineage: Eukaryota; Viridiplantae; Streptophyta; Magnoliopsida; Malvales; Dipterocarpaceae
Source: the annotation of a GenBank genome assembly
GUUUCCCGUUCGGCGUCUUGUCCGGUUUCUUUAGUUACUUUCAUUUUCCCUCUUUCCUACUCAGGUCCUUCGCUUCAUUAUCCCUUGGAGCUAUGAAGGUAGUGAGUUGGAACUGUCAAGGAUUGGGGCCUGCCUUGACAGUACGCAAUUUGCGAGACCUGUGCUUCAAGUAUCAACCUGAUUUGGUCUUUCUCUGUGAAACUAAGCAACAAACACCACUACUUGAGAAGCAUCGAAGGCGACUAGGCUUUGAUCAUGGGGGAUAUUGUCCACCACGGGGGAGAGCUGGCGGUCUAGCACUGUGGUGGAGAAAAGAGCUUCAGGUGCAGGUAUCAGUUAAAAAUAAACAUUUAUUUGAUGGAUCGUGCCUAGAACCCAACUGUCCUAUCCCUUGGCAUUUUUCCUUCAUUUACGGUUGCCAAGUGCAAGGAGAGCGAGCUCGAUUUUGGGUUGAUUGUCAAAGUCUAAGAAGAGAUAAUGGAAUCCCUUGGCUCGUUAUGGGGGAUUUAAAUGCUUUGCUGAGCUACGCCGAUAGAAGGGGGAAGGGUCCAAUCUCGGUAUCCUCCUUCUCUUGCUUGGAGCAAUUUAUGGAGAGUUGUGAGUUGAAGGAAAUUGGAUUUAGGGGCAAUCCUUAUACCUGGACUAAUAGCAGAUCAGGUCCUGCAAAUGUCCAACAUCGUCUUGAUAGGGCCCUGGCGAACUCAGACUGGGUCCGGUGCUACCCUCACGCGCAAAUUCUUCAUGAGCUUAAGAUCGGAUCAGACCAUAGCCCACUGAUUAUGUGCUCUAACGCUUUCCCCAAGCCCCCUCGGAAGUUGUUUUGUUUUGAAUUGAAGUGGACCUUGGAGAAUGGUUAUCAAGAGUGCAUCCAGAAUGGUUGGCAGGUGCAUAUUACGGGUUCAGAGCAGUAUAAGGUAAUGGGUAAAUUGAAGAAUUGUCGUGCUGAUUUGCUCUCUUGGAGCAAGAAGUUAAGGGGCAAUCCCCAAGGGGAAAUUAAAUUUUUGCGUGAGAAGUUAGACUUUAUGCAGAAUCAAGAACCAAAUGAUGCUAAUAUGUUGCACCAAAAAAUGCUAAUUCAGAAAUUGAAUGAUUUGUGGGCAAAGGAAGAGGCUUAUUGGUUCCAAUGGUCACGACUCCAGAAUGAUGCAGGGCAAUUAUUGCAGAGCGAGGAAGAGAUUUCAACAUAUGUUUUUCGAAGCCUGAGCUUUCAAUUCCAAGCUUGCCCUACAAUUGCUGAUAUGGAUAUUGUGUUUUCUUUCCCUCCAGUGAUCACAUCAGAAAUGAAUAACUCUCUUUGCAUAGACAUCACACUAGAGGAGGUUAAAGCUGCUACUUUCCAAUUAGGAGCCUUUAAAGCACCAGGUCCGGAUGGGUUUCCUGGAGUUUUCUACCAAAAACAUUGGGACUUGGUUGGUGGUGAUGUUCAUAAAGCUAUCUCAAGAUUCUGGGGCCAAGCAAUGCCACCGCAAUUGGUUGUUCAGAAGGCCAUGUUUCUAGCAGACGAGUUUUGUAGAGUUAAUGGUAAAGACCCCCUUAUUCCACCAGUGCUACAACUUCGGGAUGGAUUAGAGAAUAAAUUACAAAGGUGGAGUCCACCACCCAAAGAUGUUGUUAAAUGUAAUACUGAUGCAGCUGUGGAUGUUAAAAAUGGUAUUGCAAGUCUAGCUGUGGUCUGUCGCAACAGUAGGGUAGGCUGGGCAGCUAGGAAUGGCCUCAAAGACAUCAUUUUUGAAUCUGACAGCAAAGAGCUCGUGCAAGCUAUUAACAAAAAGGUUCAUUUGCCUUGGCAAAUAGAGCCAUUGGUGCUAUCCGUGUGGGAGCUGUGCAAAUCUUUCUCCUUUUGUGAAUUUAACUAUGUAUGUAGGAAGGCUAACUCUGCAGCUGAUUGGGUGGCCAAAAAGUGUCUUAAGAAUUUGUGCCCUCUCUACUGGACCACUAAUCCACCUACAAUGCUACGUAAUCUUUUGCGUACUGAUGUAAAUUAUUAAUUAAAUAAUACAAAUUCUCAUGCAUG